AUGUCUAGCGGUGGAUACGAAAGGAACGACGAGCGUGUCUCCAACGUUCUCUCCCAGGCUACUAUCGACAAGGCACUCAAGGACCAUGAGAUGGCCCAGAAUGCCCGCCAGGGAGCACCAACGAACAACCAACAGGCGUCAAGCUACUCACAAGGUCCCGAUAGGCCAGGAAUCGCCCGCAAAGACACCACCUCCCGCCGCGACCCCUUGACCGGCGACCUCAUCGAGGAGUACUCCGGCGAUGGCGAGGGCCCCGCGAUGCGUGCCCACUACAACUGGGACGAGCCCGGCAAGGCCCCUAGCAACAUGCCCCAGUCGCAGCAGGUGCAGGGGCAGGGGCAGCGCGGUCCUACUGGAUCCUCCCAGGAGCCCCGCCCUGGCCAGGUCCACCGCACAAACACCACUAUCAGCUACAACAGCAGCGGUGACCGUGUUGAGGAGCACGAUGGAGAGGGCUCUCUUCGUGUCCGCGCUCUCUACAACGACGACGAAGACCCAAGCACCACAUACCGCCCAGCGCCUCAAAGGCACCAGAGCGAGAGAGGUCAGGACCACCGCUACUAG
This is a messenger RNA of Morchella importuna, 564 nucleotides long. RefSeq lists its product as uncharacterized. The transcript has 2 exons. NCBI's taxonomy places the organism in Eukaryota, Fungi, Ascomycota, Pezizomycetes, Pezizales, Morchellaceae. The record is from RefSeq and is a predicted model, not a curated record. The coding region runs from base 1 to 564 and encodes 187 amino acids.